AUGGAUUCAAAGCUCACUCUAUGCAAGAAAUCUCAUACACUUUUAAAGCCAAAGAUCAGAAUAGUUCAUAUUUUUGCUCCAGAGAUCAUUAAGACUGAUCCCUCCAACUUCCGCCAGCUUGUUCAGCUCCUCACUGGAAAACCAGAGAGGAAGAAGAAGAAGAAGCAGCAGCAGCAGGUAGCUUUAAUGGCAGAGGAAACUGAGAGGAAGAAUAAGGAGAGACUGAAGGAGGAGGAAGAAGAAGAAAGGAAGAAUUCAGGCGGGUCAGUGACUGAUUUUGGAGAUGUUGAUGAGCUGUUCUUCUAA
Molecule: messenger RNA, 306 nt
Organism: Dendrobium catenatum
Lineage: Eukaryota; Viridiplantae; Streptophyta; Magnoliopsida; Asparagales; Orchidaceae
Product: VQ motif-containing protein 25-like
Exons: 1
Coding region: 1-306 (101 amino acids)
Cellular component (GO): nucleus
Source: RefSeq, a predicted model, not a curated record